Messenger RNA from Purpureocillium lilacinum, 507 nucleotides. Lineage: Eukaryota; Fungi; Ascomycota; Sordariomycetes; Hypocreales; Ophiocordycipitaceae. The record is from RefSeq and is a predicted model, not a curated record.
AUGCCUCGGAGGUCCAUGGAGUGGCCGACGGCCGCCCACAACCCCAAGCCAGAUGCGCUGCGCGGUGCAGACGUCGACGGGGGCGGGCAGUCGACGUCGUACACGGCACAUGACUGCACCGUGCAGUGCAUUGGGUCGCGAUACGUGUCUUGUCUCGUCCUGGCGCAUCUUGACAAGUUUUCACAUGGCCGGCUUGUCUCGUUUCCCUUCUGCGCAUUACCUUCUGCGCAGGACCCAGGGCGCCGGGCUCCGCGUUCGGCGCCGAGGUUCUCGAAAAAGCAAGCAUGCCCAGGACGGGUCACCGCUCAUGGCGCGCAAACUUGGGGGGGAGAACAAGAACCAAAAAAAGAUCGGCCGGCGGUGCUGUAUGUACAUCGUACAUGCUCGCAGGUGCGCGCCACGCAAUGUACGUAUCUUGCACUGUCGUCGUCGCGUACUAAGAGCGGCGGCACCGUCACUCCCGCUUCGGGUGGCGGCGGGCUGGCUGAUGGGAUGACGGGCUACUAG